AUGUUACUUAUGAUCCUGAUGCGCUCAGUCUACAUGACCUACUCGAGAGCACUGGGCUUGAGCAAGAUGUUACUGUUCCAACUCAUAUCAUAUUGUUCCUCUAUUCCAUGGACCAACUAUCUCUUCUCAGGUCACUUACCAGUCCACUGUAAGCUCAAGGCUGUCAAGUUUUCUUUCAAAAGAUCACAAAUUUCCUUCAGGAAACUGAAGUCAAUCAGUGGUGAUAUUUUGCAGGAUGAGCUUUCUAGCACUGAUCUCUGUGAGAACACCCUCUCAUAUGACCUUGAAGGCCUUUUUAAAUUCUAUAGUAAUACGCUC
Molecule: messenger RNA, 318 nt
Organism: Porites evermanni
Lineage: Eukaryota; Metazoa; Cnidaria; Anthozoa; Scleractinia; Poritidae
Source: the annotation of a GenBank genome assembly